UAUUGCUAAACAGUUUAUUGCUGGUGCAUCGGAUAAAGACGAAAGGUUUAGAGCUGUACUAUACGAAAUCACUGUCGACUGUUCUUUGAAAGAUCUGGUCUUUGUUGAUAUUGAGAAAUAUCUGGGUAAACAAGGCGAAAGAGAAAUUUUAUUCAAUAUUAAUUCUGUAUUUAAGAUUGAACAGGUUUACCAGGAUGGCGAUCAAGAAGGACCAAAUGGUGUAUGGAUAAUAAAAAUGAAGGCAACAGAUGAAGGUACAGUAGAAAUAAAAAAACAGUUAGAAUUAAUACGAAAGAAAUUUGAAACAUGUAGUAGUAUGAAUAAUACGUUAUUUGGACGUCUUCUAUUAGAUAUGGGUUAUUAUACCAAAGCUGAGUCCUACUUUCAAAUGAUGUUAAAUGUAUUACCUAAAAAACAUAAAGAUCGAGCAUCGGUUUACGAUCAUAUUGGCGAUCUGCAUAUGCAUACAACAAGUUGGAAUGAAGCAUUUAAAUGCUUCUCGCAGGCUUAUGAAAUAAAAAUGAAAUCUUGUCAUCAUAGAUAUCUAGGUGAAACAUUAAAUAACAUUGGAAAUUAUUAUAAAGCGAUAGGAUACUUUGAUAUGGCAUGCAGUUUUUAUGAAAAAGCAUUAAAUUGCGAAAGCAUUGAUGAAAAUAAUAACUGUAUAAUUCAACUUAAUUUAUGUAGUAUUUACCUAAAACAGAAACAAUAUAAUCAAGCACUUGAUCUGUGUCUUAAAGCUCGUGAUAAACUUCAACAGGUACAACCAUCACUCUAUACAGAAAUUAUUUAUUGUCAUGGUAUAAUUGGCGAUAUCUAUUUUAAUCAACAGGAGUAUGCUACAGCUGAAUCAUUUUAUUUUACGGCAUUUAAAAUGAGUAAAAUACAUUUAGUAAUUGGCGAUCGUCUACGGACAAAAUGUAUUGAGGCAUUGAUUGAUCUCUAUGAAAAACAAGAUCAGAGACAACGUGCUAUUGAUUUUUGUCGUGAACAGUUGUCUUUCCAUGAGAAAUAUUUAUUAGUAGACAAUAGUCAUCAUCAUACUGCUAUUAUUGCACAUUUAUUACUAAAAUUACAUGAACUUUGUGCGAACGAUGAAAGUAAGAAAUUAAGUUACUGUGAGAAGGCAUUGAAGAUUUCAGUAGAAAAUAUUUGUGUAGAAUAUGAAUUAAUUACAAAAUGUUUAAUGUUAAUGGGACAUUAUUACAAAGAUAGUCAAGUAAAAGACAAAGCUCGUAGUCAUUACUUGAGUGCUAAGGAAAUACAAAUGAAAAUUUAUCCACCAGAACAUCCAAUUCACACUCAAACACAAGAACUAAUUGAUUCUGUUCAACACUAA
Messenger RNA from Didymodactylos carnosus, 1339 nucleotides. NCBI's taxonomy places the organism in Eukaryota, Metazoa, Rotifera, Eurotatoria, Philodinida, Philodinidae. The record is from the annotation of a GenBank genome assembly.